UCAGGAAUUCGAAACUUGUCCCUCCUCUCCUCUGCUCUCGCAACCUCUUAAAAAACACCUCAAUUGGCCAUCGGAACUCCACUCUCAGUCGCAAUCAUGGGCUACACCGACGUUGAUAAACUGGCUGUUAACACCAUUCGACUUCUUUCUGCCGAUGCCGUAUUCCAUGCCAAUGCAGGCCAUCCUGGGGCCCCUAUGGGAAUGGCCCCAGUUGCCCACGUCCUGUUCAACAAGACAAUGAACUACAACCCAAAGAACCCAAAAUGGCUCAACAGAGACAGAUUCGUCUUAUCAAAUGGCCAUGCUUGCGCGCUUCAAUAUUCCCUCCUCCAUCUUGCUGGGUACAAACUCUCUAUCGAUGAUCUCAAAGCAUUCCGCUCAUUAGAUAGCAUUACGCCUGGCCAUCCCGAAGCUCACGAUACUGAGGGCAUUGAGGUGACUACUGGUCCUUUGGGUCAAGGUUUCUGCAACGGCGUUGGGCUUGCCAUCGCCCAGCACCACUCAUCUGCCAAAUUCAACAAGCCUGGCUUUGACUUGAUCAACAACUACACAUAUGUGUUCUUGGGGGACGGAUGCAUGAUGGAAGGUGUUGCCAGUGAGGCAGCCUCCCUGGCCGGACACUUGCAAUUGGGCAACCUUAUCGCGAUCUAUGAUGAUAACCACAUCUCCAUCGAUGGCGACACUAACUGUGCUUUCACCGAAGACGUUGUUCUGCGAUUUAAGGCUUAUGGCUGGCACACCGAAAUUGUUGAUGAUGGUGACCACGAUUUAGAGGGCAUUGAGGCUGCUAUCAAGAAGUGCCAAGCUGUGACUGACAAACCAUCCUUGAUCAAGCUCCGAACCACGAUUGGUUAUGGGUCUCAGUUGCAAGGCACUGGUGGCGUUCACGGAGCCCCUCUUAAAGAGGCGGAUAUGAAGCAGGUCAAGACCAAGUGGGGCUUUGAUCCCGAAAAGUUGUUCGUCGUUCCCCAGGAGGUGUACGACUUAUAUCACAAGCACGGAGCUGAAGGUGCUGCAAAGGAACAAGAGUGGGAGCAGCUCCUGGAGAAGUAUGGUCAAUCAUACAAGACCGAAGCUACAGAUCUCAAGCGCCGCUUGGCUGGGGAUCUUCCAGAGGGCUGGGAGAAGACCUUGCCAGUUUACUCUCCAUCGGAUUCUGCAGUGGCUUCCCGAAAGCUCUCUGAGAUUCUCCUCAAUAAGGUCCACGAAGCAAUUCCUGAAUUGGUCGGAGGCUCUGCAGAUUUGACUGGCUCGAACUUGACCAGAUGGAAGGAUGCCGUUGACUUCCAACCCCCUUCCCUCGGAAUUGGCGAUUGGAGUGGACGUUAUAUCCGUUAUGGUGUUCGCGAGCACGCUAUGGGUGCUAUCAUGAACGGUCUUGCAGCAUAUGGCACCAUCCUCCCAUACGCCGGUACUUUCCUCAACUUCGUCUCCUAUGCUGCUGGAGCAGUACGUCUCUCUUCCUUGUCCCAAGUUCGGGUUAUCUGGGUUGCCACGCACGACUCCAUUGGCUUGGGUGAGGAUGGACCGACUCACCAACCUAUCGAGACACUUGCACACUUCCGUGCUCUUCCCAACUGCAUGGUCUGGCGUCCAGCUGAUGGAAACGAGACUAGCGCCGCGUACUAUGUUGCCUUAACUUCGAAACACACUCCCAGCAUCAUCGCUCUCUCCCGCCAAAACCUUCCUCAGCUUGAGAAUUCUACCAUCGCUCACGCCAUCAAGGGUGGUUAUGCCGUUCACGAAGCCGAGAAAGCAGAUAUUACUCUUGUCUCUACCGGUUCGGAGGUCGGCAUCUGUGUUGACGCAGUCAAGUAUCUCAAGGAGCAUCAUAACCUGACUGCACGUGUCGUAUCUAUUCCUUGCUUCGAGGUUUUCGAUGCUCAGCCCAAGGAGUACAGACUCAGCAUUCUGCCAGAUGGUAUUCCGUCUCUUUCUGUCGAGGCCAUGUCAACCAUGGGCUGGGAGCGUUACACACACGAGCAAUUUGGUCUCAAUAGAUUCGGUGCCAGUGGUGCUUACAAGGACGUCUACAAGAAGUUUGAAUUCACACCAGAGGGUAUCAGCAAGCGUGCGGUCGCCACUGUUGACUUCUGGAAGAGCGUCCCCAAUAUCCGCUCUCCUAUCAAUCGCGCUUUCCAGCAGUUAAUUUAAGCUGCACUUGAUGGUCAAUUGGAUGAGUAUAUGAGAGUUUUGGGAGGAGAAGAAUAUGAGUAUAUAGCUUGCAAAUAGACCAGAGAAGUAAACAAUUUCCGGACACU
Messenger RNA from Hyaloscypha bicolor E, 2261 nucleotides. RefSeq names its product putative transketolase. Gene Ontology annotation, cellular component: cytosol. The coding region runs from base 97 to 2154 and encodes 685 amino acids. Lineage: Eukaryota; Fungi; Ascomycota; Leotiomycetes; Helotiales; Hyaloscyphaceae. Gene Ontology annotation, biological process: pentose-phosphate shunt. The record is from RefSeq and is a predicted model, not a curated record. The transcript has 6 exons. Gene Ontology annotation, molecular function: transketolase activity.